Penicilliopsis zonata CBS 506.65 is the source of this 1564-nucleotide messenger RNA. RefSeq lists its product as hypothetical. The record is from RefSeq and is a predicted model, not a curated record. The transcript is spliced from 6 exons. Bases 177 to 1481 code for a protein of 434 amino acids. NCBI's taxonomy places the organism in Eukaryota, Fungi, Ascomycota, Eurotiomycetes, Eurotiales, Aspergillaceae.
UCUGCAGGAAAAUAACGAUACCUUGCAAAACCGCCUUGCGUCGACUGAAGAUCGACUUGUGACUCUGAAGUCUGGAAAAGGCGAAGUCGGAAUCAAUGCAAAGGCUUUGGAGACCAAAGCUCGGCAGCAAGAAGACCUGAUCGCUUCUCAGGAGGUCAAACUCGCCGCUGCACAAGAUGAGAUCGACAGCUUACGGAUGUCUAUGGAGUCUUUACUCGUCAAGAAUCAACGAUACCAAAAGCUCCAGGAUGACUAUGACGAACUCAAGACUGAAAGGGAUCAGCUUGCGCGCAAGGCAAAUGCGGCGGAAAAAUACAGACAGAAGUUGCAAGCGACAGUUGAAGGAAGCUGACUCCCAACAAAAGCGGUCUUCCGAGCGCGAUGUGGAACUGGAGGAAUACAAAAAACUUAUUCCUCAUAUCGAGCAGGACAGGCACACGGUCCAAAACCUGAAGAAGCAAUUAGAGUUCAAUAACCACGCUCUUACAGAACGUCUUAAGAGCGCAGAAGAACAACAUGAGCGAGACCAAACCCGAAUCAGCGAUCUGCGAGAGCGGAUUCGAGAGCUUGAAGGUUCACCAGGGAGCCCAUCGUAUACGCCCGGCAGCGACACGCCACAAUUGCAGGAUACACUCCAAAAGGACUUCGGAGAGUCACAACUCAAAGCUGAAAAUAACGAAUUGAAGAAGGAUGAGGAGGAUGAUUCCCUGAAGGCUCCUUCGGCAUCCUUGGCCGGCCAAUCUGUGCCUUACUCUGACAACUUCCUUUCGACAACCCAAAUCGCACAAGCAAAAUCUACCCAGAGCGAGGAAUACUGGAAACUCUAUGAAGAAUUUGCUGAGGUUCGCAAGAAGCUCGCAGAGGCUGACGACUUGGCCCAUGCCACCAUGCGAAAACUCGAAGAAGCCAAGGCAGACCUUGAUCUCACAAGCAAGGACAAGGUCGACAUGGCCCAGGCAUUCAAAGAAAAAGAAGACGCUGAACUCGCCGAUCUCAGGGAGCAAUUUGAUGCUCUUACCCACAAAUAUCAUCAUGUUGAAGCUGAGGCGGAUGCUAGCCUUAAUCUUGCAAGGGAGGCCUGCAAUGAAAGGGAUCAACUUCGUGAAAUGCUGGAUCAGAAGGAAUCAGAAAUGAUCUCGGAAGAUCAGGAUCUGUUGGCUGAGAUGCAAAGGCUGGUCACUGAGUACAGCGGAGGUGCAGGUGACAAUGACCAAGAAUUGCGUCAACAAUCGAGCAUGGAGCUGGUGAAACAGUUUGCCGACUUGAUUGAGACCAACGUCGAAAGACUUGCCAAGCGUGCAGAGGUCAGUAAUUUGUCCUACUAUGAAGAAGUUGAAGAACGCCCUUACCCUUGCGAAUCAUUCAAUCGCCAUUUGUUUCUUGUCGAGUGUCAAGCCAAAGCACGUUCGUCGGCAUUUAAAAGACUGCGUUCCUGGAAGAAGCGAUCUGAUUCUCCAGUGCCUUCAUUAUAUCAUCUUUAAAAUCAAUGCUUUGCCGGUACAUUGCUAACCUUGGUCUCACACUGCAGCACAUUCAACAGCAAAAUGAGAUGAUCAAGUCGCUU